AUUCUGAGGUGUCAUUAGAUGUCAAAUGUCAUUUGUCUAAAUGUCUAAAUGCCAAAACAUUUGGUGCUGAUUUUGGAGUAGGAAGUGGUUAUAGGUUAUGUUUCGUCGACGAUAACUUUUUAAUUAAUUACAUGUUGCAUAAACUGAUUAAUAGUGCAUUGAUGGAGUUUAAGUGGAUAAUCAAUUAUGAAACCUCUCAUUGUUUAAUUAUCUUAAUUGCCUACAUAUUGUUGUGUUAAUAGUUAGUACUAUCUCAGGAGUAGCGUACAAGUCCAAAAAUACAAUGCCAUUGCCACGGAGACGGACUUUUGCCAAUAAACUAAAGUGAUAUAAGUAGUGAUAUAUAGUAAAAACACAAUUAUUUUAAAAAGUUAAAGCAAAAUUAUGAGAGAACAUCUUAUCCCAAAAAAUAGUGAAUUGAAGAGUGUAUUGGUGAGUGCAUAUUGAGUACAGACACCAGCAUGGGCGCUAGCGGAUCCCGACGCGAGACCCUGACGGUGGCGGCUCUGUGCGUGGCAUGGUACGCGCUCAGUUCGGCCAGCAACGUGGUGGGUAAAGUGGCGUUGACGGAGUUCCCGUACCCGCUGACCGUGGCGGCCGUGCAGCUGGCGGCGGUCGUGGCUUGCAGCGCGCCGGCGCUGGCGGCAUGCGGGGUGCGAGCGGCGCGCUUCCCGCCGGGCUACUACUGGCGCGUGCUGCUGCCACUCGCCGUCGCCAAGGUGCUCACUACACUUUGCUCGCAAAUCUCCAUAUGGAAAGUGCCCGUGUCGUAUGCACACACAGUGAAGGCAACAACGCCACUGUGGACGGCGGGUUUGGCGCGUGUGCUGUUCGGCGAGCGGCAACCAGGCGGCGUGCAGGUGGCGCUGGUGGUGAUAGCCGCCGGCGUGGGUGUGGCGUCCGCCACCGAGCUGCAAUUCGACGCGCUCGGGCUGGGCGCGGCGCUGGCGGCGGCGGCCCUGCUGGCGCUGCAGCACCUGUACUCCAAGCGCGCACUACACGACACGGGCGCGCACCACCUGCGCCUGCUGGCCGCCCUGGCGCAGCUCGCGCUGCUGCUGCUGGCGCCGCUGUGGCUGCUGCGGGACGCGCGUGCGCUGCUCGUGGCCGACGUGGAGUGGGACCGCGCCGUGCCGCUGUUGGCCGCCGACGGAAUGCUGGCGUGGCUGCAGGCGGUGGCGGCGUUCAGCGUGCUGUCGCGCGUGACGCCGCUCGCGUAUGCGGUAGCGUCGGCAGCGAAGCGCGCUGCGGUGGUGGCAGCGUCGCUGGUGGUGCUGCGCAACCCGGCGCCGCCGCUCAACCUGGCGGGUAUGGCGCUGGCGGCCUUGGGCGUACUGCUCUACAACCGCGCCAAGAUUGCGGCGCGUCAGCGAGCAUCCCGAUCCGUGCUGCCCGUCUGACCACCACUGUUUAUAAACUGUUGGUGUUGUAGCUAGGGCUGUAGAUCUGAUAUCUAAAAUAAACUUACUGUACUAUUUCCAUUGUUCCAUUACUACACAAAUCACAUUAUGUAUCAGUCGGUACAUAGUAGGUACAGAUAGGCUUAUGAGUAUAUAAGCCCUAUACGUACCCAGCAUGGAUGUCACCUACGCUAGCUACGCCACUGGAAUAGACAAUGUGCUUAGAUGAAUUUAUAAUAAUAAGGAAGCCACCCUUGUAUUAGAUAAAUUUGUAUAGAAUUAAUUAUAAUUUUUAAAGUAUCGCAACUGUUGUGAUUGCGAUCUGCGGCAGAGCCGAUGAAGUUAUAUUUUGAAAUUGUUUGAUACAAAAUAUAUACUAUUGUUUAUA
Molecule: messenger RNA, 1788 nt
Organism: Manduca sexta (tobacco hornworm)
Lineage: Eukaryota; Metazoa; Arthropoda; Insecta; Lepidoptera; Sphingidae
Gene: TPT
Product: solute carrier family 35 member E1 homolog
Exons: 2
Coding region: 462-1400 (312 amino acids)
Cellular component (GO): Golgi apparatus
Molecular function (GO): antiporter activity
Source: RefSeq, a predicted model, not a curated record